ACACCUCAGGGCUCUUCUCAUAGGUAGACACCCAUGAACCAGUUCCCACCCUUUCUGUAAAUAAGCAGCUGUAUCUAUUCCUCAGACGAGGUUUGGUGGGACACUUUUUACUGAAGACUCGUUGAAGUCAUCACUCCUAAGAAUUCAUAGUGGAAACAUGUCGUCCCUGGUGGGUGUAGUCCUGCUGGUCUUGGCUGUGCUGACCCCCUCACAAGCCUUUGUUCCCAUUGGGGGAGGGACCUCCACCCAUGUCAGCAUUACAGGAACUGCUCUGCUGCAGAAAGUGACGGAGACGUGCCGGGCUGUGGCUGAAGAUGCUGGUUAUGAAUUCAACCCCACGGGUUCCUCUCCAGAGGAACUGGUCAAAGCUUGUCUGGGUCCAACAGCGAAGGGGGAGGUUUCUGGUGCUAAGUUCCACUCAGCUCUUCAGGAAAUCUACACCCAGAAUGGACUGGUAGAUCGGGAUUUUGUCAACAGUGCUCCACAUCACUUCAACUCUGAAGCCUUCUUGGAAGGACGUAACCUCAUCACGCAAGGAAUGGUGGCAAUAAAGGCAAAUAUCCGAGAGACGAACUUUAAAGCAGCCAGGGAAACACUGGGGAGAAUCCUUCACACUCUGCAGGAUUUCUACAGUCACAGUAACUGGGUGGAGCUGGGCUUCACAGAACCAUACAUCAAUCUCAUACGACCAGAUCUUCCACUGGAUAACCUGGCAGAUGUGGACACUGCCACCUGCAGUGACUGCGCUAGUGGAACAUGCCCCAAUCCAGUCCUCCCCAACAUCCUGACGGAGAAGAAACUCACGUCGGGCUACAUGGGAGUCCACUCCUCUGCAAAGCCUAAAGGCAAAUGCAGCCAUGGAGGUCCGUCUGAUAUGACCAGCAGUGUCAUUCCACGAGGCGGCAUCAGUAAGGACGAGCGUCGGUCGGACAACCAGAACUUCCACGAUGCUGCGGUGAAAGCAGCCACUGCUGCCAGCAGUCAGCUGCUUGAGGACAUCCGCUUGGUAGUUGGGAACAAUGACUUUUUAAGAAUGAUGGGGAUCGCUCGUGCGUCUGUCUUGUGCUUUGUUAUCGACACCACCGGCAGUAUGUCAGACGACAUCGAUGAAGCCAGAUCUGUUGUUUACGAAAUUAUUGACAGCAAAAAAGGAACGCAAGACGAGCCUUCGGAGUACAUCCUUGUGCCAUUCAAUGACCCACAUUUUGGACCUAUGACCAGAACAACGGACCCAAACAAGAUGAAAGCUGAAAUCUCUAAACUGACAGCAACAGGUGGUGGAGACACCCCAGAAAUGUGCCUGUCAGGACUGCAGCUGGCCCUUACUGGUGCACCCUCCUCAUCUCAAAUCUAUGUCUUCACUGAUGCUACAGCCAAAGACAUUGCUCUAAAGGACACCAUUGUUGCCCUCAUCAGAAGCACCAAGUCAACAGUGUCAUUCUUUAUGACUGGAAGUAGUAGGAGACGCAGACGUUCUCUUAGAGCUGCUAGCUUUGAAGAUUAUAAAGACCUAGCUUUGGCGUCUGGAGGUCAGGCCAUUCAGGUGUCAAAGGCACAACUUCCUCAGGCUACUGACAUCAUUCUUGACACCUCAACUUCUGCCUUGGUAACAGUUCUUCAGCGUGCAAGAGAGGCAGGAACACAGGAGACGUUCUCUUUUACUCUGGAUGAGUCACUGCAGAAUGUCACUAUUUACAUCACAGGGGGAUCCGUUGCUUUUACACUAACCAACCCCGCCGGUCUGAAUCAGAAUCAAGGUCAGGUCAGCGGUGAACUGGGGACCAUACAAACUGUUGGAAACCUGUGGAGAAUUCGUCUUAAUCCUGAUAAGCAGGCGGGAAAGUGGACGAUCAAUAUCAAGUCCAGUGCUCCUUUCACGCUGAAAGUCACAGGUCAGAGCACGGUUACCUUCAUCUAUGACUUUGUUGAAAGCUUCUCAGGACCUCAUCCGGGAUAUGCACCCCUCAGCGGGCGUCCACAAGCAGGACAACCUGCCACAAUGAUGCUGUCGGUGAUUGGUAGAAAUGGUCCAUCCUCAGUGACUGUGAAAGAGGUUGGCCUUGUAUUGGUGUCCGGUCCAGAAUCAACUACCAGCAGCACCAUAGAGGACAUGGGCAGUGGAGAGAUCCUAGUGACCAUUGAUGCGGUCCCAGAGGGCGAGUUUGUGAUUACUCUCAAAGGAACAGACAAAGUUUCAAACAGUGACUUCCAGAGACAGUCCACCACACAAAUGUCUGUCUCCAAAGUUCAAAUCCAGGCUGUGGUGGACAGCAGUGCGGAGCCAGGAAAAGAUUUCACGCUCCCCUUCAGAGUCAUAACUCAGGGUGCUGGUGGUCUGUAUACCAUAAAUGCCAAAAAUGACAGGAACUUUCCAAUGACCUUCCCAAACAGCCUCACUCUAACAACGGGAGAAUACACGAAUGCUACGCUGAUUGUUAAGCCACCUGCCGACACAGAGUCGGGCACUGAUAUAACUCUGACUCUUGAUGCAAAGUCUUCCACUGAUGCUGAAUCCAAUUAUGUCGUACUGAGGCUGUCUGUCGUGACAAAGAUUACAGAUUUUUCCCCUCCACAAUGUAAAGACGUCAUAGUCGUAGCUGAUGAUUGCCCGGAGAAUGUGAACAUGUGUGCGCCCUAUCGGUGGGAACUCUCAGCCAACCUCACUGACAACAACGGCACAGGAAUCGAAAGCAUCUCCUUGCGUCAGGGUAAUGGAAUCCUCUCGCACACGUCGCUGGCUGAUCCUGUUGUCCAAGUGUACUACAACGCCUCCUGCUGCUCGCAGAUUGUAGAAGUUGUCACUGUAGAUAAAAUUGGAAAUGUAGGAAGCUGCUACCAUUCUAUAGUUCACUCAGGUGGCCCUCCAGCUCUAAGUCUGUCACUGCUGCUGUGGCUUUGCCUGCUGCUCUCCAUCUUCACUGUGAAACCUUGACAUGUUUGGACUUAUUUGAACACAUACUUUGAAUACCAUUUUCUCUGUGGUAUUGACCAAAUAAAAUGUAUCACAAAUUUUUGGGGUGGGAUGAUGUAAAUGUACUUCCUCCCACUCCUAUUCAAGCAAAUAAUCAAACUCAAUGAAACACACUGAGUAUUAAAUGGAUUUAAUGUGUCAUGUAUUGUAUGCACAAGUGCAGGUAUGUCUUUUUAUCAUUAAAAGCAAUGAUAAUGGCAUUAUUUUCAUGUGUAUUUAUAAAUGCGGUUAAGUAUGUGUGCACAAACACAUGUAUGUAUGGACGUGUGUGUGAAAAAAAUAAAGUGUGUAUUUAUUCA
Molecule: messenger RNA, 3270 nt
Organism: Oryzias melastigma (Indian medaka)
Lineage: Eukaryota; Metazoa; Chordata; Actinopteri; Beloniformes; Adrianichthyidae
Product: von Willebrand factor A domain-containing protein 7
Exons: 18
Coding region: 158-2932 (924 amino acids)
Source: RefSeq, a predicted model, not a curated record